Molecule: messenger RNA, 542 nt
Organism: Leptinotarsa decemlineata (Colorado potato beetle)
Lineage: Eukaryota; Metazoa; Arthropoda; Insecta; Coleoptera; Chrysomelidae
Molecular function (GO): protein binding
Source: RefSeq, a predicted model, not a curated record
AUCCGAAACUGUCAACGACGAACGAAACCGCGGUUAUCGAAGACCUGGAUUUCUGCACAAAGUACAACUUCGCAGUGAGCGUAGCAAAUAAUGGAAACGAAAUCAAUCCUAACAACAUCAUGAGCGUCGUCACCCUCUUGGAUAGAAAAGCUCCCCCGCAAGACUUACAGGUUGAUUUUGAGCCAAGAGAUCCUCCGUGUUUGCUACUGAAAUGGUCGGCGUCCUGUGCAAAUAUUGGACAACCCAUCGGAUACGUCAUUUCAGCAUUCGAAAGGAGCUCAUCCCGGUACACCAUUGUCACUUUGCCUGCCAGCAAAAGGGUGGAUUACGUUCACCAUUUCAAAGUAAAUUACGGUGCGAAAUUCGACAUCAAAGUAUCUACGAACGUUGCCGGUUCACAAGCCUCAGAAACUGUGACAUACAAAGUUCCAAACUUCCUACAGCCUUAUAAAGUCAGGGUUACAUCGAAUCCAGACGGAGCAUUUAUGAUUUAUUGGAAGGAACCCUUUGUGUCCUACUAUAUUGACAGGGUCUAUUAUGAG